Cryphonectria parasitica EP155 is the source of this 2741-nucleotide messenger RNA. RefSeq names its product histidine biosynthesis trifunctional-protein. Gene Ontology annotation, cellular component: cytoplasm. NCBI's taxonomy places the organism in Eukaryota, Fungi, Ascomycota, Sordariomycetes, Diaporthales, Cryphonectriaceae. The record is from RefSeq and is a predicted model, not a curated record. Gene Ontology annotation, biological process: L-histidine biosynthetic process. The coding region runs from base 1 to 2604 and encodes 867 amino acids. The transcript has 2 exons. Gene Ontology annotation, molecular function: phosphoribosyl-ATP diphosphatase activity; NAD binding; phosphoribosyl-AMP cyclohydrolase activity.
AUGGAGACAACGCUUCCCGUCCCAUUCCUGGUGAGCGUUGCGAUACCACCAGGCCUAAUUGGCACAGAGGGUCUGAGCCGAGAAGAGGUCAGCUGCCUGGGCGCUGUCUUCUUCCAAGUCACCCAGGAAAACCUCGAGCAGACCCAACGCUUCCUCGCCCAGCACAACGUCGAUUCCCAGUCCUUUUUGGACGUGACUCAGCUCGAGUCCAAGGAUGAUGUCCUCGCCCUCCUCGACGCCGGUGCACGAAGGGUCUUCGUGAAGCCUAAGCAGCUCUCUGAAUAUACAGAGUAUGGGUCUAGAGUCGCACCGGUUGUUAGCAACAAGGCGACGGAUGCUCUGAGCUUAGCUACCGAGCAUGGUCUGCUCAUCACCGACUUUGACCACUCACAGCGUGAUGAGGUCAACCUGUUCCUGGCGGAGGCCAAGUCGAGAAAGGUGAAGAACCUCUUCGUCAGACCCAUCCAAGGGGCGACAUUGGAGCAUUUCGUGGAGGUUGCCGCUCAACUGGGUGCUGUCCCCAUCCUCCCCUCGACCGGCCUCACUACUGCAAAGGAGACCAACGGGAAGCUGUCCGUCUCCAAGAUCCUGUGCUCGACAUGGCGUUCAGACAGGCCAGACAGUCUCAUCCCGACUGUCGUCUGUGAUGAGAACGGUAUCGCCCUCGGGCUCGUCUACAGCAGCGAGGAAAGUGUCGGAGAGGCACUCAGGACGCAGACUGGAGUGUAUCAGAGCAGAAAGCGUGGUCUGUGGUACAAAGGCGCAACCUCAGGAGAUACGCAAGAAUUGGUCAGGGUAUCGCUGGACUGCGACAGUGACGCUCUGAAAUUCGUGGUCAGACAGACAGGACGAUUUUGUCACCUGGAUCAAUUCGGUUGCUUCGGAGAGCUGAAGGGUAUCCCGAAGCUGGAGCAGACUCUCAAGUCGAGAAAGGAAUCUGCGCCGCAAGGAUCCUACACGGCGCGUCUUUUUUCUGACGAGAAGCUCUUGCGAGCCAAGAUCAUGGAGGAGGCAGAGGAGCUAUGCGACGCCAAGUCGCCACAAGAUGUCGCUUUUGAAGCAGCAGACCUGAUCUACUUUGCCCUCACCAAGGCCGUCGGCGCGGGGGUCAGCCUUGCCGACAUAGAGAGGAGUCUUGACGCCAAGAGCUGGAAGGUCAAGAGGCGCCAGGGAGACGCCAAGGGCAAGUGGGCCGAGAAGGAGGGCAUCAAGCCCGUGAACGGCACCACAACCGCGGCCGUGACUGCACCAGCGACCUCGGCGCCAGUGCCUGCGUCUGGCAGGAUUGCCAUGAAGCGCUACGAUGUGUCUCAGCUCAACCAGGCGCAGCUGGAGCAGGUGCUGAACCGGCCUUCACAAAAAUCUGCCGACUCGAUCAUGAAGAUUGUUGUGCCCAUCAUCGACGAUGUCAAGAAGAACGGCGACAAAGCCCUCCUGUCCUAUACCCACAAGUUCGAGAAGGCUACCUCUCUCACCUCGCCCGUUCUCAGAGCCCCAUUUCCUCAGUCGCUCAUGCAGCUGCCUCAGGAGACCAUCAAGGCCAUCGACAUUUCGUUUGAGAACAUCAGGAAAUUCCACGCCGCCCAGAAGGAAGAGAAGCCUCUUCGUGUGGAGACUAUGCCUGGUGUCAUCUGCAGCCGCUUCUCCCGGCCCAUCGAACGCGUUGGUCUCUAUGUUCCCGGCGGCACCGCCGUUCUUCCCUCCACAGCCCUGAUGCUCGGUGUCCCCGCCAUGGUGGCUGGCUGCAAGAAGAUCGUACUCGCCUCGCCGCCCCGCUCCGACGGCAGUGUGACACCUGAGAUUGUCUAUGUCGCGCACAAGGUCGGCGCUGAGAGCAUCGUGCUGGCCGGUGGCGCGCAGGCUGUGGCGGCGAUGGCCUAUGGUACUGAGAGCGUGACCAAGGUAGACAAGAUCCUGGGCCCUGGAAACCAAUUUGUGACGGCGGGCAAGAUGUAUGUCAGCAACGACACCAAUGCCGGGGUCAGCAUCGACAUGCCGGCGGGCCCGUCUGAGGUCCUGGUCAUUGCGGACCGCGAGGCGAACCCAGCAUUCGUCGCAUCCGACCUGCUGUCGCAGGCAGAGCACGGCGUCGACAGCCAGGUAAUCCUCAUCGCCGUCGACCUGGGUGAGAAGGAGCUGCAGGCCAUUGAGGACGAGCUGCACGACCAGGCCAUGGCGCUGCCGCGGGUGGAGAUUGUGCGCGGCGCGAUUGCGCACUCUGUGACGAUUCAGGUCAAGACCAUCGAAGAGGCCAUGCGUGUGAGCAACGAGUAUGCGCCGGAGCACCUGAUCCUCCAGCUGCGAGACGCGGAGAAGGUGGCCGAGACGGUCAUGAACGCGGGAAGCGUGUUCAUCGGACAGUGGACGCCCGAGAGCGUGGGUGAUUACUCUGCUGGUGUAAAUCACUCUCUGCCAACAUACGGCUAUGCCAAGCAGUACUCGGGCGUCAACCUGGGGUCUUUUGUCAAGCACAUUACCAGCUCGAACCUGACAGCUGAGGGCCUGCGCAACGUCGGCGAGGCCGUGAUGCAGCUCGCCAAGGUGGAAGAGCUGGAGGCUCACAGGCGGGCCGUAGGCAUUCGCAUGGAGCACAUGAAACGGUAGAGACAGACAAACAGAGAGAGAAAAAGAGAGAGAUUUCUGUGUGUGAUCUAGAACGUAUCACGUCGAUGUCUGUUCAUCAAAUGUACAACAACGACAAAUUUGAACCAAAAAGAGCCUCUUUUCUCUUCAUCCAGACU